This is a messenger RNA of Diabrotica balteata, 1312 nucleotides long. Lineage: Eukaryota; Metazoa; Arthropoda; Insecta; Coleoptera; Chrysomelidae. The record is from the annotation of a GenBank genome assembly.
GACAUAGACUUGACAUAGACAGAUAAACAUUUGUUUUUAUAUUUAGAAAACAUGAAAUGAAAAUAUUAAAAUAGAGAAAUAUAAAAUAAGAGACGCAAAUAUUGUAUUCAAAUAUUAAUUAACUACUGUGAUGUGUAUAUAUUAUCAAAAUGCUCUUAAACCACAUAAAUAAAUUAGGUAAACAGACUUUUAGGUUAUAUGGCAGUAAUGGUAUUCUACCUAAAAGUUCUUGUAUAAAAGAAUACUGUAUCGAAAAUAAAAACCCAUAUAAUUCAAGAAGACAAUUUUCUUUACAAUCUUCAGUAGAGUCCCUAGCCAAAACUCAAACAGGAUUAUUUAAAUGGCUAUCAGAAAGUACUCCUGUAGAAUAUAUUCAAAAGUUUUUGCUAACUCUUCAUGACACUUCUGGUUUACCUUGGUGGGCAACGAUAAUAUGUGCUACAGUAUUACUUCGAAGUUGUGUUACUUUACCGCUAGCUGUUUAUCAAAAUUAUGUACUAGCUAAACUGCAAAAUUUGAAAUCAGAAAUGCCUGCUAUUGUUAAAGAACUGCAAAAAGAGACUGCUGUGGCCAUAAAAAUGUAUAAUUGGGAUGAAAAGAAGGUCAAAAUGGUGUAUAAUAGAUCGGUAAGGAAACAAUGGAACAAUUUGAUCUUAAGGGAUAACUGCCAUCCUGCAAAAGCUAGCUUAUUAGUAUUGUUCCAAAUUCCUAUGUGGAUAUCAUUAUCAGUUUCAAUGAGGAAUUUAGUUUACAUGCUUCCACAUCAAGAUAUAAAUGCACAAGUAACAUUUGCUGAACUUAGUAUUGGUGGAUUUGGUUUUAUUCCAAUUUAACAGAAGUGGAUGCAUCUUGGAUAUUGCCUGUUGGUUUGGGAAUGAUAAAUUUGGCAAUUAUUGAGCUUCAAAGAUUAUCAAAAAUAAAUGAACCUAAUAAACUUCAAAAUUUUCUUUUGAAUAUAUUUAGAGGUAUAAGUUUAAUAAUGAUUCCAGUUGCUGCAUCUGUACCAUCAUGCCUUGUGUUGUACUGGACCACUUCAAGUGCAUAUGGACUAAUUCAAAAUGUAAUACUGCUGUCACCUAAAGUAAAAAGAAUUUGUAGGAUACCGAAGACUGAUAUUGAAUUAGAAAAUCCGUAUAAACAUAUUAGCCAACAACUUCAGAAGAAAUUUAAUUUUUCUUUAGAGAAUAAGUGAUAUGAAAAUAGGAUAUUAAAUGUGUGUAAUUGUUAUGAAGAAAUUAAGCACAUUCAUUUGUGUGUAUUAUUACCUUUAUUAUUGUAUAAAUUAUUAUUAAUAUUGACCAGAUUUAACAUU